Molecule: messenger RNA, 2938 nt
Organism: Xyrauchen texanus (razorback sucker)
Lineage: Eukaryota; Metazoa; Chordata; Actinopteri; Cypriniformes; Catostomidae
Product: dentin sialophosphoprotein
Exons: 4
Coding region: 584-2224 (546 amino acids)
Source: RefSeq, a predicted model, not a curated record
AUUGGUCCGUCUGCAGCUGCCCCGAGCCAAUCAGCAUUAGAUCCGAUAAAUGCGCAUCUCUCCGUCUGCUAUAAUAAUUAUAUUGAGUUUUUAUAUUGAACAGACGCGUGCAUAGUGAAGGUGUUCCGUUAAAACAUCCCGGUGCUUUCAUCCGUUACAUGUCGCCCGUGACGCGGAGGCAGAAGCUCCGGGUGGAAAUGGCGGACGGAGAGAGACGGUCGGUGCAGAAUCGGGAAAAAUGAGCGAAUCCGAAACAACGCCGACUUUCAUUACUGGCCGUAUGCGAUAAAACGCGCGCGCGCUCCGGACAUCCGAUUUCACUGAAGCGGACGCAUCGCGUUUAUUACGGUCGGUGUGUUUAUUAUCACUGCGGGUUUAUAACAUGCUCAUGUACCCGCUGUUAUUCUCUUCCAUGUAUACUGUAAGUAAUGAUAGAUGCUCCAUUGUGUGACGUGUUACACUGAACACAUCCGGCCGGUCUCUUCCACUGCAGGCCUACAGCAACGCAUUACACUCACUACAACACAAACACACUGCUGACCUUUAAUAUGCAGUAACACACACACAACUGUUCCAUGUUUGCAUGCGUCUCUCAUACAACACAUUUCAUUUGUGCUUCUACAUUAGAAUUAUAGUUGAUUUGAUCUGUUUUACUUCUGCUCAUUCAGAUGGUCCUGACAGCAUCUGUGGACACCUGUGUCCUUCGCCAGGCUCUGAGGGGUCAGACGUUGUCGCCAUAGCAGCAGUUCUGGAGGAAGAGGAGGAGCGAGUGUUUCGGUGGCGCCACGCCCUUCUGCAGGGUAUGGAGUACCACAGUUCGGGGACGUUGCCCCUCUUAGGCAGCCCACGCUACUGCCCAGGAACUAACAGCGCCAGCGGCUACCUCUGCCAGACCGGCCACUGCUGCCAGGAGACGGGCUGCUGUACCUACUACUAUGAGCUGUGGUGGUUCUGGCUGCUGUGGAGUGUCCUCAUCUUGUUCAGCUGUUGUUGUGCGUAUCGUCACCGGCAGGCGAAGCAGCGCAUUCAGCAGCAGCAGAGACAGAGAGAGAUCAACCUCAUGGCGUAUCACGGAGCGUGCAGUUACCCCUCCUCCAUGUUUGACCUCAGUUUCCUUGCGUCCCUCAAACUACCGUCCUAUGAGGAAGUAGCUGCCCAACCAAGCACCCCGCCCCCUCCCUACAGCUCUGUCAGUUAUCCGCGAGGCUCCGCCCACCCUGGCCCGAGUCACAUGCUGUCAUCCCAGAGCUCUGACAACUACACCAGCUGCUCCUGUGACUCCUGCUGUCCGUCAUCCCCCUGUAGCUCCUCCCCCUCCUCUGCUCAACUCACAGAUGAGACGGAUACAAGCAAUGCCUCUACGCCCUCCCUCAAUGAGCCAGGACACACCCACUCCACAGCAGUGGCUACACACGGCGAGACUGUUUCAAUGCCACCAAUCAACCAAUCUCCUACGCUCUGCACGGCAGAGGUACUGGAGGCGGAGCUAACAGACUCCACCCCUUUGGACUGCAACGACAACAACACCGUCGCCCCAAUCAGCAUCAAGCCUUCGAAGAAAAGCACAGAUAAUGUUAGUAAUGCCACGGAAAUAUGUAACGCAUCGCACGCAAAAAGUACUAACAAUAUUUGCACCGAUAGUUGCUCAAACAACUCCAGCAGCUUUAGUUCUAUCAUUAGUCCGACAGCGAAGAACAUCACCAGCUUUUCAAGACAAAAUGCCACAGUAACCGCUCCUCUCUCCGCAACUCCUUCGCCCUCUUCCACGUCUCUACAGCUCUUUUCGAUCUCUGACCCGCUAGGCGUACGUUCUGAUCUGCAAAAUUCCGCAACACAAGGGCCUGUACAAGACACCCCCUUUGCCCCGCCUCCACAGUCUCCGCCCAGAUCCGCCCUCUUUUCUCCCGGCGUUGAAACCGAGCGUCGCGAUUCCGCCGUCAGCGACUUGGACGUGGACCAAACGCACUUCCAGCAGCGGCGGCUAACCGGCGACUCUGGCAUCGAGGUUUGUCGCUGCCGUAUUGAGCGGGAAGAAGAGGAUGAGGACGAAGAUCAGUUACAGACAGAGUCGGCUGCUGAGCUAAACGACGGUCUCCAUGACAGCCCGGACUGUUCCGCUAGAGCCAGACAGUCGCCGGCGGAAGGGGGCGGAAAAGAUGCGUGGCCUGUCUCCCCGGUCCCUCUGCCGGUGGAAGCAGUCGUUAUUGCCAUGGAAACUGACUGAAGGUUGACCAAAAGUGUGUGAUGGAAAUCCAGCGCAUACACGCUUAGUGUAAUUGUUUGCGCCAACAUCGGUUCUGGGCUCAAACCGCCGACGCGAGAGCAACUGUAAAGAUUGACGUUAGAAGUUACGCAACAUUAAUCUUCGAUCUGGUCUUCGGUCUUAGGGUUAUAUAUCUCUGUCCGUCUCUGUUUUCUAUUCUUUGUGUUUCUCUGUUGUUUGUCUGAGCACUUACACACUAGAGAAACUAUGACGGAGUGUUUGACGGAGAGGAAUGUGUAAGAUGCGUUAAAAGAGGCGGGAGAGUUUAAAUUCAAAGCGAGAAUAAAGAUAAACGGAUGGAAAGCACAACUCGAGCUUGUCUGAAUAGACGCUACGUUGGUUAAAAUGUUGGCAACAGUUGAUGCAAAACUUUUAAUUUUUCGUGUACAUCCUUUCCAUGAAUGCAGUGGACUCAUGUGUACAUCAGUAUGUUUGACAAACGACAAUGUUCGGACUUUACCAGCGAAUCGGACCCUCAAAGUGUGACUGUCAAGCUGCUUCUUUCACUCAUUUCCUUAAAAAACACCAACAUUUGUGAUAUAACAACACAAACUGCACAGUUACAUUAAGUCAGUAGGAAUGCCAAGAUGGCCGUUUUUCACUCUCAAUAAAAAGCAUUUUAUUCUGGAGUUCUGGAGCGCGACGGAACCCACUAGGAUGCUCCAGAACCGCAGC